Meyerozyma guilliermondii ATCC 6260 is the source of this 525-nucleotide messenger RNA. RefSeq lists its product as uncharacterized. Lineage: Eukaryota; Fungi; Ascomycota; Pichiomycetes; Serinales; Debaryomycetaceae. The transcript has a single exon. The record is from RefSeq and is a predicted model, not a curated record. Bases 1 to 525 code for a protein of 174 amino acids.
AUGAGUGGGUUAGCAAAACCAUAUCUUGCUGGGUCCAAUUUCAAGGCACCGUGCUCCAAAUGGAACAAAUCUGACUUGACAAGUAAUAAAUCAGAACAGGUUUUCACAGGCAAGAAUCUGGCACGAGGAACGACCACUCCGUGUGCUCCUUCAAAGUGUCUGAUGGCGGCACCAACGGCGGUUUCCAAUUGCAAAACAUUGAAUUCGGAAUUACCCUUGGAAAUGGAUUUUUGGUUGGGGAUGAUUUCGGCCUGGAUGCUAUUUGACUCCACCAACUUUUUAACGGCCUUCAAGUUGAUCCACAAGUUGUUGGUGUUGAAGUACUUGAAUUAUUUUGAUCGACUUGAAAUCUUCAACGUGCUCCUUGGGUACCUGAGCAAUUUCCAACAACCGAACUUGGCCAUCAUAAUUGAUCAAAGUUCCUCCCUUAACAUCGGCUCUGGUUUUGUCGGUCAAUUCCAUGAGAUACUCUGCUCCGGUUUCGAUCAUGUGGUCCAAAAUCUUGGUGUCGACAGUGGCUCCUAA